GCGAAGGCGCCUGGGCCAACGCGUGCUGCUGCCCUAAAGGCACUCCAGGAGUGGGCGGAGACGCUGGGCGUGGAGGCGGGGAUUGACUCAGAGGCGUUCCUCGCGCAGCUCGGCCGCGCCAUCGCCGAGCUGCGCGCCGCCUCCGCGCCGCUCAAGAAGCAAAUCGCAGCGCUGCAGGAUGAACUCGAUGGCGCCACGUCCACGCUGAGCACAUGUAGCGAGCAGGUGGCCCAGAUCCUUGCAACGCUGCGACGCGUUCACUUAACGGAGGAAACAACAACAACAACGGCAGAAGCGUCGCCUGGUUCUGCGUUGCAAGCCACCAUCGCAGCGUUGCGUUCUGAGAGCGAGUGGUCGGCAGAGAAGAUUCUCAGCCACGCAGAGCUGACGCGCAGGAUGCUGGGGGUGUUUGAGCCGGUGUGCAGUGGCCGUGGUGUAUUGGAGGCGUGUGUGCGGACUGUUGAGGAGCUUCAGGAGCGUCGCUCCACGGAGUCUGCAAUGCGGGCAGAGUUAGCAGCGGAGCGCGAGCAACUGGAGAUGUGCCGCAGAUGCAUUGAGGAAAGCCUACGUGCAAUGCCGAAAUCACUUCUGCAGACGGAUGGUGACGAGCUUCCGCAGCGGUGCGCGGCGGCGGCGGCACGGUUGCGGCAGCUGACUGGCGUUCUGAGUAGUGUGCAGGAGCGCAUCGCUCUAGAGGGGCUCGACACGCACGCCAACGAUGUUGUCGGGAACCUCGACGACAUCCUCCGCACGCGGCAGCGGCAGAACGAGCAGGUAAAGGUGCUCGAGGCGAGCUCUGAGCGCGGCAAGGCACGGCUGCAGCAGCUGGAGCAGCAGCUCCAAGCGGCUGACACACGGGCAGAGGCCGCCGUUGCCUCACACGAGGAGGCCACGCGCGAGGCGCAGCAGCGCGCACGCGAGCAGCAGGCCGCGCUG
This is a messenger RNA of Trypanosoma grayi, 936 nucleotides long. RefSeq lists its product as hypothetical. NCBI's taxonomy places the organism in Eukaryota, Euglenozoa, Kinetoplastea, Trypanosomatida, Trypanosomatidae. The record is from RefSeq and is a predicted model, not a curated record. The annotation marks the transcript as partial. The transcript has a single exon.